This is a messenger RNA of Kogia breviceps (pygmy sperm whale), 375 nucleotides long. Lineage: Eukaryota; Metazoa; Chordata; Mammalia; Artiodactyla; Physeteridae. The record is from RefSeq and is a predicted model, not a curated record.
GUGGCCACCACAGUGAUGCUGGAAAAGAAGCUGCCUCGCUGCCUGUGGCCUCGCUCCGGGAUCUGUGGGCGCAAGUUCGGGCUGGGGGACCGUUGGUUCCUGCGGGUGGAAGACAGACAGGAUCUCAACCGGCAGCGCGUCCGGCGCUACUCGCAGGCCUUCUGCAACCCAGGCUCCGAAGAUGACAUGGAAGGACGGUGGCUGGGCGGCCCCUACCUCUCCCUUCCUGCCCCCUCGGUGUCUCGAAGUACUUCCUGCAGCAGCAUGAACUGGGAGAGGCUGCGGGAAGCGACCCAGAGGAGAGACCGGAGGGGGAUGGUGAACAGGGCCCUGGAGGCCGGGGAGGGCUGGGAGUACCAGCUCUGAGUGCCUCCG